Molecule: messenger RNA, 1558 nt
Organism: Guillardia theta CCMP2712
Lineage: Eukaryota; Cryptophyceae; Pyrenomonadales; Geminigeraceae
Product: F subunit of NADH-ubiquinone oxidoreductase
Exons: 20
Coding region: 10-1410 (466 amino acids)
Biological process (GO): mitochondrial electron transport, NADH to ubiquinone
Molecular function (GO): NAD binding; 4 iron, 4 sulfur cluster binding; NADH dehydrogenase (ubiquinone) activity
Source: RefSeq, a predicted model, not a curated record
AGCCUCGCAAUGCUUCGGCGGUCGUUGGGAAAGGCCAUUACGGCGGCCCAGCGCCUGAACCAGAAAGGGAGCGCAGCUGCUGCAGCUAGGAUGUUUUCCUCUGCCAACACUCCAGUACAAUUCAGCGAAGGUCUCAAGGAUCAGGAUCGCAUCUUUCAAAACAUCUAUGGUGAACACGACACGAGCAUCAAGGGUGCGAUGAAGAGAGGUGAUUACUACAUGACCAAAGAAAUAGUGCAAAAGGGGUGGGAGUUCACCAUCAAUGAGCUCAAAGCCUCAGGAUUGCGUGGUCGUGGUGGUGCAGGCUUCCCAACAGGAUUGAAAUACUCAUUCAUGCCCAAGAAGAAAGAUGGACGACCUUCGUAUCUUGUGGUGAACGCCGAUGAGAGUGAACCCUGCACAUGCAAGGACAGAGAGAUUCUCCGGCAUGAGCCUCACAAGCUGGUGGACGGAUGUCUGGUUGUUGGUGCUGCCAUGCUCGCCAAGGCUGCUUACAUCUACAUUCGUGGAGAAUACUACGAUGAAUAUGUUGCCUUGGAGAAAGCUAUUGCCGAGGCGUAUGCAGAAGGAAAACUCGGCAAGAAUGCUUGUGGCAGUGGAUAUGACUUCGAUGUCUAUGUUCAUCGCGGUGGAGGCGCAUACAUUUGCGGCGAAGAGACUGCUAUGAUUGAAUCUUUGGAAGGCAAACAGGGCAAGCCAAGGCUCAAACCUCCUUUUCCUGCAAACGUUGGCCUGUGGGGUUGCCCCACCACCGUGACCAAUGUUGAGACCGUUGCUGUCGUUCCGACAAUCAUGAGAAGGGGUGGUAGUUGGUUUGCUUCUUUUGGGCGCGAAGGGAACAAAGGCACCAAGUUGUUCAACGUUGGAGGCAACGUAAAUAAUCCUUGCACGGUUGAGGAAGAGAUGGGUGUUCCGAUGCGUUAUCUCAUCGAAAAGCAUGGAAAAGGUGUUCGUGGUGGCUGGGACAAUCUGCAGGCUGUAAUUCCUGGAGGAGUUUCGGUUCCCAUGAUCACAAAGAGCAUGGCGGCAGAAGCAAUCAUGGACUUUGAUGGUCUGCGGAAGUAUAAAUCGGCACUCGGAACUGGCUCUAUGACGGUGCUCGAUAAUUCCCAGGAUAUCAUCAAAGCAGUCGCCCGUAUUUCCUCGUUCUUUAAGCACGAGAGUUGUGGACAAUGUACCCCGUGCAGAGAGGGUUGCAUGUGGAUGUACAACAUCCUUCAGAGAUUUACCAUAGGCAAUGCAUCAAUUGGUGAGAUUGACAUGCUCGACGAGAUUUCUCGUCAGAUUGAAGGUCAUACCAUUUGUGCCCUUGGAGAUGCGGCAGCUUGGCCUGUUCAGGGACUCAUCAGAAAUUUCCGACCGCUUAUUGAAGAGCGUAUCAACCAAUACAAAGCAUCAGGAACCCUGUAAGCAUAAGAUUGAUGGAUAACCACAUGGUUCCAAGGCUCCCAGAGUGACUUUGGAGGUUGUGAUAUAUUAACUUUCGAAGUGUUCGAUCUCGAGUCAGCCUACAGUGCCUGGUUUAUGAUGGAAUGAUAGUAAACUCUUCGUAGUGAAA